AUGUUUUUUGGUCCAAGUAUAUUAGAGUUAGUGUCAAAGAAUAAAGUUUACGUACUUUGUUUGUCGAUUGGGAAUGAAUCGGGAUUGGGUGAAAUUCGGAAGAAAGAACUUGAAGCUAGUUGCAUUUCUUUUGGAAUUAAUAUAGAAAAUGUUACUUGUUUAGAUCAUCCAUUAUUACAAGAUGGACCAACAAAUGUUUGGGAUGUAGAAUUGAUAUCUGAAAUUUUGGAUUAUCAUGUAAAUAAGAAUGAUGUUGAUAUGCAAGAAACUCCAUGA
This is a messenger RNA of Diversispora eburnea, 276 nucleotides long. Lineage: Eukaryota; Fungi; Glomeromycota; Glomeromycetes; Diversisporales; Diversisporaceae. The record is from the annotation of a GenBank genome assembly.